This is a messenger RNA of Pochonia chlamydosporia 170, 1503 nucleotides long. RefSeq lists its product as hypothetical. Bases 1 to 1503 code for a protein of 500 amino acids. NCBI's taxonomy places the organism in Eukaryota, Fungi, Ascomycota, Sordariomycetes, Hypocreales, Clavicipitaceae. The transcript is spliced from 2 exons. The record is from RefSeq and is a predicted model, not a curated record.
AUGACUAAACCACCACGCCGGUCUUCACUCUUUCAGGCCCGCGACUCUCAUUCUCGUUCUCAUUCUCAUUCAUUCUUUCAUCGAUUUCGGCACAAUCCGCUCCAUGCGCAUGACGCCAAGCAACAAGCUCUUGGCGACAGCGGUAACGGCCACGACGACGAGCACGCCGCCAACGUCGAACUGGAUUCUUCCGAAAGCGAACUCGACAAACGCGAUCCGAGUGCCAUAUCAGAAAAAGUCGUCGUCAAUGCCAUAGGCAGCGGUCCCAAUUCACUCGUUACCCAGGUCGUUCAGACCAUUUCUCUCGUUCAGUACGUUGACCCAUGGGGUAAGGCCUUUGAGACCAAGACGGUCUACGGUCCGCCAAACACCGUCGUUGUCGACCCCAAGUCUGGCAAAACCGUCGCCAUUUCCGUCGGUGCGCAACUCACGGCAGCCCAUCCUGGGUCUACCCCAGGUGGGAUAGGGCAUGUCUCGUCCUCUCCUGGUUCCAUUAUCUCGACAUCGCUCGGCCCAAAGCUCACGUCUGUACCUACAUCUGCGACUGCGAAACCCGCCUACCCUAGUGUAGGCGACAUUCGAAAUUCAACAAACUCCGCUAUACACAGUAACUCGUCAUUCGUUGCACAUAACAAUAACUCAUCGAUCUACAAGCUCUACUCUGCUCCCGUACCCAUCUCAACAACCGAUUUACCCACAACCUCGAAGGCGAAAACCAAGUCGAGAUCAACUCAUUCCACUCACUGGACCGUUUCUCCCACAACAACGACAAUCUCCCCUGGCAAUGGCUACGGUACGCUGACUGUUGGCGGCGGUCUACCAACUGCGACUCAGUCGGAUACCAGCUCAGGCGGCGGCGUAAACCUCACGCCUCAACAAAAGCAGGUCAUCGGCGGCGUGGUUGGUGCCGUAGCCGGUGUGGCAGUCAUUGGCCUUCUGCUCAUGCUCUUUCUGCGACGAUAUAAAAAGAGAAAUGCUGAUCGUCUCGUGCUGGACAACACAUCAGGAGCAGCAGGGUCACGGGCGCUCGGAGACGGCAGCGGCUCGGGAGGAUCCAUGACUGAAAGGUCAGCAGCUUCGGGCACCGUUGCCGCAGCUCUCGCCAGUUUGACAGGCAAACGAGCUCCGCCAACAUCGAACGCUGCCGAAGGUGGAGAGCGGGGGUUCUAUCGUGUUUCGGGCAGAAAGCUUCCAUCAGUGCUACACAACGGGGGUGAUGGAUAUUCCGACCCCCGAGGGAGUGCCACGAGCGGAAGCUCUGAUUAUUAUCGAGGCUCGCAGGCCUUUGAACCUUCAACGGCCGGUGGAGGACAAUUGGCUCUCGGUGCCCCUAUGCGACCCAUCAGCGGAGUUCCUAUCAUCCGGUCUGGUCCUGCACGAGUAGCCAUUACCGAGAACCCAUUCGCCGAUCCGCCUGCUACACCUAACAAUUUAUCAACACGGACUCUGGGAUCACGAGAAAGUCCAAGGGCUUCUGGAUCCCGAUUCCAAGAGGGAAUCUAG